GGCCUGGGUAAUCGUUACAGUUGCUAUUGUGUUUGCCUUGACAUCUGUACAUUGUGGCUAUCUUGUCAGUGGUUGCCCCUACAGGGAACCUUCAUCAUGUAACAACUUGAUAGUUAUACCUAACUGCAGCCAUGGGACGCAGAAAGUCGAAACGGAAGCCUCCUCCCAAGAAGAAGAUGACAGGCACCCUGGAGACCCAGUUCACCUGUCCCUUCUGUAACCACGAGAAGUCUUGUGAUGUGAAAAUGGACCGUGCCCGCAACACCGGAGUCAUCUCUUGUACUGUGUGCCUCGAGGAGUUUCAGACACCCAUCACUUAUCUGUCAGAGCCUGUGGACGUGUACAGUGAUUGGAUAGACGCCUGUGAGGCGGCCAAUCAGUAGCGACGUGGAGGAGGCCCCUCGGCGGCCCCGCCCACCGGGUCCCUUGGAGACCUUCCAGGAGUCAGGGUGUGGGUGCCGAAAGCCCCUCAUCGUGCCUGCGUGGACCGGUGUGGCCGUGGCUGUGGUGGCGUGAACGCGAUUGGGGCUCACAGAGCAGCCCCCCAUUUGGUCCAGUAAACCGAGAGCUGCUCCCUUUGGCCUUCCCUGGCUCUGGGGGCUCCCCGCCAUCCCCGGGUGAUUUCCCGGGCAAGGGACAGAUGUGGGACCUUCGCGCCCCCCUCGCUGCGCCCCCUGGACGGGGUGAACUGGACUUCCGGCCCCUCUCCUGCCUGAGCCCCGACUCCCCACCCCGUCCCCUGCCUGAGCUGGGAGUCAGAGCCCUGGGACCCGGCCGGCGCGGCCGGGAGUCACUCCGACCCGGGGCCCCCAGUCAUCUGCUUUUGUGGAGAAGGCGGAAGCUGGUUGGGAACAUAGUAGUCGGUCCAUAAAGCAGCCAAGCCAGUGCUGA
This is a messenger RNA of Perognathus longimembris pacificus (Pacific pocket mouse), 891 nucleotides long. RefSeq names its product elongation factor 1 (gene Elof1). Gene Ontology annotation, biological process: transcription elongation by RNA polymerase II. The record is from RefSeq and is a predicted model, not a curated record. Bases 132 to 383 code for a protein of 83 amino acids. The transcript is spliced from 4 exons. Gene Ontology annotation, cellular component: transcription elongation factor complex. Lineage: Eukaryota; Metazoa; Chordata; Mammalia; Rodentia; Heteromyidae. Gene Ontology annotation, molecular function: RNA polymerase II complex binding.